Messenger RNA from Amphiprion ocellaris (clown anemonefish), 8387 nucleotides. It is a transcript of the gene znf800b, whose product is annotated as zinc finger protein 800b. The record is from RefSeq and is a predicted model, not a curated record. The coding region runs from base 2855 to 5872 and encodes 1005 amino acids. The transcript has 12 exons. Lineage: Eukaryota; Metazoa; Chordata; Actinopteri; Pomacentridae.
CGGCUAAACCUGCUUCGGGGAUCGACAGGCCAGCCGGAGAGGAGCACAUCCGUCCGGUCCUGCCCUCAUGGUGCUCGGUGCAUGUGGCUAUUGUGGACUCGCUUCACGUGUGGACGAACGUCUUUCCACCGGAUUGCGAUGAUGAUAUGGCCGUAAAGCCUUCACUACCAGCGCAGGAAUACGGUUGGAUUACGACUCGGACACUGGAUAAGCACUCGCUCGGGUGUUUUUUUUUUUUUUUUGUUACAUCCACUGCGCGCCACGCGUUUCUGGUUUGGAGAUGAGCAGGGCGUUCAGAUCCAGGAACGUUUUAUUUGUUGCCGUUGCGCUUUUGGGCACUGCGCAUGGUUUCAUCCGGCAGACCUCGGAGAAGUAGGAAGAAAAGUCCUAGGAUGGGGAUCACUUAUCGGAAAGUGAUUCAUAUUAUAUUUUAUCAAUAAGCUUAACAUCCCUUGUAAAUAUCAGAUUUAUUCUAACCUGCAGAUUGAAAACACAUAAGGAAGCUUUUGGGUUUAGGAGAAAACGACUGAAAUGUUUGAACAUGUUAAACUGCAUCAUAAUCCAAGUAUGUUGCAUUUUGAUUUGUGCAGUUUAAGUAGAUGUAUUAUCUAAUAUAUAUUCCCUGUCCACUUUCUUUACCUUUAUUCUGAAAAAGGAUCGAUUCAACCUGGCACUGUAUCAGACAUAGUUAUAUAGAUGGAUACUUGCACGGUAGAAAUGCAGCUUGUAUUUUUUCUUCUUUGAUAGUUUUAGAUUCUCAAAUUAUUGCCCAGCUUUGAACCUGCAUGUGGCUGCUGUUUUACUACUUGAGUGUUUAACUUAUUUUGUAUAGCUUUCUGGCUGAUAACCUGGUUCUGCAGUCUGUUUUCCUAAAUAAGCAACGUACCGUUACCACAUCUAGAAGCUGUGAAACUAAACAUGAGUAACUUUGACACAUUGGAGAUGGUCAGUCUAACCUUCAGGAUGGAUAUGAGUGUAGAUAACAAAGUGGGUUAUAAGGAUUUAAAAUAAAAUAGAGAAAAAUGGCUUGAAAUGGGCAGAUCUGUCCUGCUUAAUUCAGUAUAUUUUACUUCUAUAUUAAGUAUUCUUUUAUAUAUACAAUAUUAUUUGCAUUUAUGGCAUUUGCAACUGCAUCAGCUGCCUCAGCAAUAUUUUUAAAGCAUGGGUUUAAGCUCAGGUGUUGCAGGUGUCGUCGUUUUCUUUACCUGAGUGGAUGUUAAUGAUGUCACCAUAUGAUUCAGUCAGUUUAAUGAUGCAGUGUUGCGUUCAGGCACUGAGUCAGCCUGUCAGAGCAGCGUGCAAGUUGGGUCAGUCAACAGAUCUAUUAACCUGACAGUCAGAGAGCCAGUCAGUAAGAUAAAUAUUUGUCCCUUCAGUCAGGUUGCUAGAAAGUUCAGUGUCGACCGAGUUAUCAGGUCAGGCUGUUCUUCAUCCUGCAAGUCAGGAAGCAGGGAUGAGUUUAGCCAGUGCACCGGUCUCACCUGAACAGAUAUCUCCUAUUGUCAGCAGUGAAGGUGAACGGUAUUUUCAGCACAGCUCAACCCGUCAACAAAGUCCUACUUUCUGCCCGCCACGAUUCAAAUGUCUUCUCAGAGAUCAUUUGUUAGAGGCGUAUCUCUGUUACGGUGGGAUCUGUGUAGAUUUGCAUUUGCAUGCUCUCAUAGGAACCGUCGCUUCUCCGUUUAACGUCGACAUCACCGUCUACCGCACUUGUAGUUAAUUAUACAUUUACAUGGGUUUUCAGAGACUUGUAUUUCCAAGAGCGUAAGCUGUGCAUCCACACCUGGCCUGAAAAUGCCCAUUAUGCAUCUCCCAUGGCUAUAUUUAUUUAAAUCUGGGCCUGUGUUCCUUUUUCCACGCUCUGCUGCUGCAUCUCUUUACAUCGCGCUAACAUGCUUGCUUUGAAUCAAGACUGCACAAUAUACAAUGCAGAAUUCUUUAUUAUAUAAAAAUUAUAAUUCUUUAUCUAGUUUGGAAGCUCCACUAGUAGCAAUUUAAGUCCAUUUCAGCUGUUGUGUGUCCACUGUUCUGCCACACAAGUUGAUUGUGGUUGAAUAAACUGCAUUUAUUUAGAUCCAACUUUUUUUUGGAGCAAUCAAGUCUGAGCAGGAACUGAAAUUAGAUUUUUUUGGAAGGCUGAUUGUGAUUUCUGUACUUCAAGGCAACCGUCUGCAUGUGUGUAACUCUCAGGUAUUUCCCCGUUUGCUAAUAAAGCACUGCAGAGAAUGAUUUGACAGAGCAGUGAUUAAUGUUUGGGAGUGUCCUGGUACAGUAGCAUGAUAUUUCUGGACUCGAGACCAACCGGUGUUUGCAUGUGAGGUCCCACGUUUGUUUGUAGACACUUUAUCUGUCACAUAAGAUGUUACUGUCUCGCCAGUGAGAUCAGAUAAUCAGAUUUAAGAGUCAGUGUUGUUUUUUGUGGGGUUUCUGCCUCUGAUGACUUUCCUUAAAUCUCAGGAAGGCUCUCAGGAUUGAAUCGGAAAACAUGUGACAACUAAUUGAUUAGAUGCAAGUUUUAAAACGUCGGCUUUUAGAAACAACUCUUCUGGCUGUUUCUUGUUGGGGUCAUGGAGCCUGCAGUGUAAUCUUAUGAGUAAACUCCUUUAUAUGUAGUGUAUUUUUCUUACAUUAGCAUGACAACACUGUAUCUUGCUGUCCACGUACUUGCAGCUCUUAUUUUCAAGCUGAAUGCUGCAGUUUUUGUGUACAUACUUGCAUUUCCUAGAUUGCCAACAUCAGGAGAAGUACAGCGGAUUAAAGGUCACAACCACAAAAUGCAAACCCUACCAUUCAGCGAUGCGGCGUGCAGAAAGCUGCUACUUCUGAGCACUGAGGAACUCUGUCAGGAGGCCACAUGGCUGCUUCCACACUCUCCUGCAGUCAGGUGGCAGGUAGUCAGCAUCAUCUCAGAGCGUGGAGUCCCGCCAUUAGGAGGAAGUCCUGUCAGACUGUGAGGAGACAGUGGCCGCUGCCUCACAGGUCACAGGUGUAUGCUGGUAGUGAUCGUGUGGUGCAGCAGGCCAGUCUUGGCAGCAUGGUGAAGGUCCAGAAGUCAGCUGGGAGGAAGAGCUCUGAUUGUCUCCGCAGACAGACUGGUGGACAGACAGAGAUGGAGCUCCAUUCGGACACCCAGCGUCCACCACAGGUACAACCCAGAGGAGGAGACCAGUCCUCCGAUCAGGCCCCUCUCCAGACCUCUGAUUCCGCUGAGGUGCUGUUAGAAACCUGGGACCAGAGGGAACCUCCAGUCGACGGCCAGGACCCCGCCAACGGCCAGUCCAAGCCUCUGUGGAAGCCCAUUCCUCCUCUGCUACCUGCGCCCCACAGGAACGCUAACGGUCGGACCAGGGACCAGAGCUGCCAGACCGAGGAGCUGUUCCUGCAGACCGGCGCCUGCAGCCAAGGCCUCUGCGUGGAGCCCGGUGAUCCUCCUCUGCUCCAGCAGCCUCUGCAGACCUCCAAGUCUGGGAUUCAGCAGAUAAUUGAAUGCUUCCGAUCCGGCACCAGCCAACUCAAACACAUGCUCCUGAGGGAGGUGGACACCAUCUUCGAGUGUAAACUGUGCCGCAGUCUGUUCAGAGGCCUGCCCAACCUCAUCACACAUAAGGAGUACUACUGCCUGUCGCGGCUGCCCGAACCCGACGGUUCAUCGGGUGACGACAGACAGAGUGUAGCCAUGAAGGAUUUAUUAGACGCCAUUUAUCCCAGAAACGAGCGGCCAGACUACGUGGUGCGACUGGAGCCCAUUCAAACCACCACCAAGGCUGUGUUCCAGUACAUCACCACAGAGGAGGAGCUGGCCAGAUACCCUUCACACACACCCAGUGCCAGAGAGAGUCCAGUCGCUUGGGAAGGAGAACCAGUGGAGGGUGUGGACAACAACCAGGCCAACCAGCCAGGUGGAGCAGAAAACCAGAGCAGCCCUGGACCCAACCAGGGACAGAGGAGAUGGGAGCCCGAGGAGGAGGCUAAAGAGGAGCCGUCAAAGCCUGAAGACGAGGGCUCCAACAGCGGGGUUGAGGAUGUGACAAUCUCCUGUUGUCUGUGCGGCCAAGACUUCAACUCACGUCGCAGCAUCAGACGUCACUGCCGCAAAAUGCACCAGACAAAACUGGAGGAGCUCAGAAAAUUUACGGAGACGCGCACAGUUCCUACAAGCCUGCUCUCCAUGGUGAAAGAUGGUGGAGGUCGCCCGAGGACUCUGAGCACACCCACCGGGAAAUCCUGCCCGGUGUGCCUCAAAACCUUCGCCACCAAAGCCAACGUACGCCGGCACUUCGACGAGGUGCAUCGCGGUCUGCGGAGGGACGCCAUCACGCCCAGCAUCGCCUCGCGGCCCGGCCAGCCCUUCACGCUGGAAGUCACGCCUCCCAGGAAGACCAGCAACGCAUCUCCGACACGAGCCCCCAGCUCCAAGACCACCCCUGUGAACUCUAAAGCAACCCCUUCGAACCAAAACCAAGCCAAACCUCAGACUCAACCCCCAGCCGCUCCACAGGCCAACUCCACCUCAUGUCGCUGCACGCUCUGCAAAAGGAACUACAGCUCUCAGCUCAUGUUGAAGAGACACAUGCGUAUCGUCCACAAGAUAUACAGCAUCAAAAGUAACAGGUCUGCACCCACGCCGACGCCGACGACUGCAGCAGCCACCCCUACCAGCAGCAGCAGCAGCAGCGGUAACAACAGCAGCAAUAACAGUACCAAUACCGUGGCUCCCAGCAACAACGUCAGAGUGAAGGAGGAAGCCGUGGAGCCCUCGGACGACGAGGACGAAGAGGACAUCGACAGCAGUCCGGUCCCGUCUCCUAGCGACGGCACCGUGGCAACUAAAGGAGUUCCUGUGGUCCAGAACGCUUUGAAAGUGAAGGAGGAGGAGCCACCGUCGAGCCCCAAGAUGACGCCAUCUUUACCCUCAUCGUCGUCCUCGUCCUCUCGUGGGAGCAACAUGUCCGGCGGCGGCGCUGGCAAAAUGACCAAAUUGUCAGUGGGCUUCGACUUCAAGCAGCUCUUCUGCAAACUGUGCAAGCGACAGUUCAGCUCGCGUCAGAACUUAACGAAGCACAUCGAGCUGCACACGGACGGCAACGACAUCUUCAUCAAGUUCUACCGCUGUCCCCUCUGUCGCUACGAGUCUCGCCGCAAGCGUGACGUCCUGCGCCACGUCACCGUCGUCCACAAGAAGUCGUCCUCGUACUUGGCAAAGAUCAUGCCCAAGCUGGAGAGCCGGGCGGUGAAGAGGUUAGCGGAGGCCGUCCUCAACAGCACCAACAAAAGGACGAGCAGCAGCGUCAAAGAGGAGGUGAACGGACGCCACGUCUCUUCCUCGCCCUCCUCCUCGCCCUCACCUCCCGUCACUCGCAAGCAGGAGUGCUCCACAUCCGCUUUGACCCCGGCCUCAGCCUCCUCUUCCUCCUCGUUGUCCUCCUCUUCGUCCUCCUCCGUCCCGCCUCCCGCCGCCGCCACCCGGAAACAGCAGGAAAUCUCAUCGCCCGUCUUCACGCCGUCGCCCCCCAUCACCCGCAAGCAGGAGAGACAGCAGACCCACCAGCACCGACCCGUCAGUCCGCCGCUGACCCGCCGCAGCGAAAAACACUCCCAUCAGCGCAGCUCCUCCUCCUCCACCGCCUCCUCCAGCAGCCAGACCCCCCACACCCGACGACACGACACCCAAUCAGAGAGCAGCUCCACCACGUCCUCCACCGAGGUCAGGGUGACCAAGAAUUUCUCCCUUCAUGCUUGUGAUCAGUGUGGACGGGCCUUUGCCAAGAAGUUGUACCUGGAGUCUCACAAGCGAAGCCAUCGUAACGCAGCGACGGCGGCGGCCAGCAGGAGGAAAGGAGUCAGCACUCGCUCCAAAUCCCUGGUCUGGUGAAACACAGCACGGCCGGAGAUAAACGACAAGCGAGUCCCUAACACUGACAAAGCAAAUCCAAACAUUCAACUGGAAAAACAACCGAAGAACGGACGGAGCAAGCGCAGACGACGGGAAAAUGAAGGAAGCAAACAAAGAGGAACGAAGGAUUUUUAUUUUCCACCUUUUUGCUUAUGAACCAAAAAUGUUGUCGGAAUCUUCUUGUACAGUUUCAUGAUGGAGCCGGAUUGAGGCGCUGCUAUCCACACAGAGGACUGUAGUGAAGAAGAGGAUUCACUACUGCUGUAUAUAUCUGUAUUUACUCAUGAAUAUGGAUGCAUAUGCAGGUUCGUACAGAAAGUGUGUGAAUGAGAGAUACAGAUACAGACAGAUACACAAAACAUGUCCGGACCCUCGACUAUCACAGCAGCAUCUCAGAUCAAUUCAUUUUCAACUUAGAUGUAAUCCACAUGAUACAUGAUGUGGAAAUAAAAGCAAGUACAUACAUCUUCACCUUCUCAUCCCUCGUGAUCGGACCACUGUUGUGCCCUGCUGGCUUUCUAUGGAGAAACUAUUUCACCCGUAAUCCUGCAGAAGGCUUUAUUCUCGCCUUAGAAUUGAAAAUCUGUUUUAUUUUUACAUGUAAAAUGUCUCCUAUUGAUAUGGAAACCCAAACGAAAUCCCUCUCUCAUUUAGUCAGCCCAUACAGUCAUGCAUUAGAGGUUCAGAUGUUUGUGAAUAACAGCUAAUUAGUGCGGUCGAAACUAUUAUUAUUUAGUUGAAAUUUUAGUCAUGUCCAGCCACUUUUUUAUUAAAAACCGGGACAUAAAAUGACAAAACCGAGGUACAAAGUGACAAAACGAGACACAAAAUGACAAAAACGAGACAAAGUGACAAAACUAAGACACAAAAUGACAAAAAUGAGACCCGAAAUGACAAAAACGAGACACAAAAUGGCAAAAACAAGACAGGAAAUGACAACACUGAGGCACAAAAUGACAAAACUGAGACACGAAACGACAAAAUCAAGACACAAAACAACAAAAAAGAGAAGGAAGCGACAAAACUGAGACACAAAAUGACAAAAACAAGGCACAAAAUGACAAAAACAAGACAGAAAAUGACAAAAACGGGACAGAAAAUGACAAAAUCAAGACACAUGACAACAAAAACAAGACAGGAAACGACAAAACUGAGACAUAAUGACAAAAACAAGACACGAAAUGACAAAAUCAAGACAUAAAACAACACAAACAAGACAGGAAACGACAAAACCGAGACACGAAACGACAAAAUCAAGACACAAAACAACAAAAAAGAGAAGGAAGCAACAAAACUGAGACACAAAAUGACAAAAACAAGGCACAAAAUGACAAAAACAAGACAGAAAAUGACAAACGGGACAGAAAAUGACAAAAUCAAGACACAUGACAACAAAAACAAGACAGGAAACGACAAAACUGAGACAUAAUGACAAAAACAAGACACGAAAUGACAAAAUCGAGACAUAAAACAACACAAACAAGACAGGAAACGACAAAACCGAGACACGAAAUGACAAAAUCGAGACACAAACAUACAAAACAAGAUACAAAAUGACAGAAACAAGACAGGAAACGACAAAGCCGAGACACCAAACGACAAGAAUGAGACAGAAUGCCAAAAAUGAAACAGGAAACGACAAAGCAAACAAAAUCCCUCUCGUUCAGUCAGCCCUUAUAGUCAUACAUUAGAGGUUCAGAUGUUUGUGAAUUACCGUAUAUGGUCAAAAAGAAGGGAAACACCUAUUGUUAUUUUGCAGUUUUCUCCUCCUAUUACCACUUUUAUCAAUUUACAGUGGCUGUUUUCUCACAUCUUGCUUGUCUGCUCGCUUGCGAUGGGUGUUUCCUUUAUCUUGACAAUACCCUGUUUAACCUCGACACGCAUCUUAUCAGCCUCUAUAACAGCCUGGAUGUAAGAAAACCGUAAGCUUAUGCUCCCGUAUGACAUAUUUGCUCAAUAAAAAAAAUCAUCAAAUUGCCACUUACAGUGAUACGAAACAAUACAAUGUGAUAGUGAAUGCUUGGUUUUAAUAGAUAAAAGGAAUGACACCAACUUUGCAUUCAUUUUCUUCCAAAUGUGGGAUAUUUUGUAAGAUAACAGCUCAAUUUAAAGGUGUUCUCCCACAGGCGCAACAUCAAAUUAACACUAUUAUUACUCCCUAUAUGGUAGAUUACUUGUGUUAAUGUAUGAAAUGAAGAUUUACAGUGAGAAGGGUCGACUGAACUGCACAUAAUUAGGAGAAAGGAUGUCUUAGUCUUAGACAACAUUCACUGGAUGACUGUAUUUUACUGUACGUGCCGCUUGUUGCUGUGAUUCUUUGGGCCUCUUCAGAAAUCAGUCCUCAAACAUGUCUCAACAGCGGUUCAGGAAUCCAAAACUGUUCAUUCUAAACCUAAAAGUUUACAUUAAACUUUUCUUUUUAACACAUAGCUUACUCAGAUUAACUCUGUGAACUUUACUUUCCAUUCUUACCUAUAUAUAUAUAUAUAUAUAU